Messenger RNA from Tricharina praecox, 1588 nucleotides. RefSeq lists its product as uncharacterized. The record is from RefSeq and is a predicted model, not a curated record. The coding region runs from base 60 to 1391 and encodes 443 amino acids. The transcript has 7 exons. NCBI's taxonomy places the organism in Eukaryota, Fungi, Ascomycota, Pezizomycetes, Pezizales, Pyronemataceae.
UAAUCAACCAACCCCCCCGCACUUCCCCCACCUCUCUGGAUUAGCUUCGAGAUCCCACGAUGGAUUUCCCCCUGGCCCCAAUCCCGAGUAUUGCCGUUGGGGAGCUAUCUGUGGGCACGGCCAGCACCGUCAACAGCCGGAGGAAGAGAGCAGCAGGUGGAGCCCCGCCAAGCCCGAGAUCCACCAAGCGCAGUACGUACUCCGAAACGGAGCGGUCACCUCUUGAUCGCGCCGGUAGCGACACAGCGCGUUCUUCCGAGCCGAGAUCCCGCCCGAUGUGCUUUCGGAUAUCGAAUGUCCCACUUACCUGGGGAAAGGAGGACCUUGUUGAGCAUCUCAAGCGUGUCGGCUUUGUGGACAAGGGCCACAACCGAGUGUCGCUGUACCCGGCGUGUAGUGGUGACGGUCAAGUGGCGCUGCUGAACUUGGUGGAAUACUUCGAGUGGUUCCGACAGCUCAGCAUCACUGGUUCGGAUACUCUUCCAGGUUGCGGUUCGGAAACGAAUCUUCAGAUCGACCGACAUUUCUAUGGCCUCACACCGUUGAACAAUCCAAAAAAGAAUAUCGCUGCUGAUGUUGUUGCUGUAACCGGGCUCGCUGGACAUGCGUAUGGGUCGUGGAAAAAUCGGACGAAAAAUCGGAUGUGGCUCCACGAUUUCCUUCCCUGCGAGUUCAACAACAUUCGGAUCAUGACCUACGGUUACGAUACCACCCUUCAGUCUGCCGACGACACCGAUCCAGCGAACGUAAACCCGGCGAAGCGUAUCUUGGACCUUCGUAGGGCCUUCGUUACCAGUUUGACAAACGCGAGAAGUUCUCCAGAACGUCCGAUAGUUUUUCUUGGACACAGCCUGGGUGGCAUCCUUAUACUACAAGCUUUGCUCCAGUGCAAACUCCACUCGAUGCAUCAGGAUCUCAUCGAAGCAACCCGGACGAUAUGUUUCUUUGGAACCCCACAAAAAGGCCUCCGGACGGCCGAGCUAGAGGAGGCAGUUAAUGAAGAACCCAAUAAAGUCGCAAAUUUGUUGUUUCAACUCCGAGUCGGUUCGGAAUUUUUGGAAACCCAGGCAGAUGACCUCGUUGAAGUCUUGAGCCAAUGUAACGUUGUGACCUUCUACGAAACCGUGGAAACGGCAACAGUUACUAAGUCUUCGACAACGGGAAAAUGGACGAGAGAUGGACCACCGGCGAUUAUGGUGACCAAGGACUCCGCCCAACUGUUUCUGCCGAACGAACAGCGUAUCCCCGUUUCAAGUAACCAUAGCGACAUUGUCAAGUUUCCCGACCCUUCAAACGAAACGUAUAGAAGUGUGGUUACGCAGAUCAAGAUGUGCAUAGAUAUGGUUGUUCGGCAGCGAGAGAUUUCAAGAAAGAUUACGCACAUCAGUUAAGGAGGUGGUAAGCUGUUUGAAGAGCUUGAAAGGUACAGAUUGUGAAGCUCAGCGCGACGAAAUACUUUUUACACGACAUCGCGAUACCUGUGGAUGGUUGACAGCCGACAAACGCUACAAAAAUUGGGCACGGAACGACGGAAAGACGGUACUUUGGAUACGCGGAGAUCCAGGAUGCGGGAAAAGUGUUCUGGCUG